This is a messenger RNA of Vicugna pacos (alpaca), 966 nucleotides long. Lineage: Eukaryota; Metazoa; Chordata; Mammalia; Artiodactyla; Camelidae. The record is from RefSeq and is a predicted model, not a curated record.
AUGGGCUCCCGGGAGUUGUGCAAGCCAGUGGUCAUCACCAACACUGUUGCCCCUGCCGAGCUGACGCCCAAACAGGUCAUGAUCAAGCCUGUGGUGACCGCCUUCCUCCUGGUGUCAGCUGUGAAGACGGCCGACUCGCAGGUUGUUAAUGUGAAGCUCACCAGCAACACGACGGUGAUAGAGACAGUCAUACCUGCUGCCUCCAUUCAGGGCACCAACAGCACCAUCAUUAAUGCCACCAGUGCCACCCAGCAGCAAACUGCCGUGGUGCUGGCCUCCAGCCUGGCCAACGCCAAACUCGUGCCAAAGACUGUGCACCUUGCCAACUUCUGCCUCAGGGCGCCCAGGCCACCUCUGAGCUCUGCCAAGUGCUCACCACAUCUCAGCAGCAAAUAAAGCAGGCAAUAAUUGAUGCGGUGGCCUCACAGCCACCCAAAACGGUGUCACAGGUCCUGGCAGUGUCCUCCCUGCAGAGUUCUGUGGUGGAAGCUUUCAACAAGGUGCUGCGCAGUGUCAGCCCAGUCCCAGUUUACAUCCCCAGCCUCAGUCCUCCUGCCAACACGGGCAUCACAUUAUAAACCCGUGGGUACAAGUCCUUGCAGUGUGGGGACUCCUUUGCCCUGAAAAGACCCUGACCCAACACUAGGACAGAUGCAGCGUGUGCAUUGAAGUGAUGUGCACUGUAGUAGGAACCUCAUUAUUGACAAGUGCAGCCUCCUGUCCCAUGCCCGUGGGCACAAGAAGGGAGUGGUGAUGCAGGGCUCCCACUUGAUUCUGAAGCCGGUCCCAGCAGAUCAAAUGCUCAUUUCUCCAUCAAGCAGUAUCCUGCUUCAUCUUCCACUCUCCUGAGCUCCAUGGGAGCCGGCACCCACACUGUAACAUAAAUUCAGUCUGACGUAACUGAGAUGGUCACAUCAGCCCCUUUGAGCACACCCAUCCUUCCAGCUGUGCCCCUGGAUGAAGACC